UACCCCAACUCUCGUGGUGGCCAUUCGGACAUGACGACAGAUAUGAUCAACGUGUUCCGGUACAAAUCCAUCCCGAAUGUCCCUUGGAUAUGGUCUACCCUCUACGCCGGCGAUUGUCUCUUUGUUCCUGCUGGCUAUCUUCAUCAAGUCCGCUCUUACGGCCGCAGUGUUUCUGUGACGCUCGAGUUCGCCCCCCUUUCCUCCUUCGAUGACACGGGUUGUAUGUUGAUGGAGGAAGAGUUUGUUCCCCUUUCUGACGCACUUUACUAUUUGGCUUUUGAGGAGGGAGAACUGCGGCUCAGUGAAACAGAAAUGGACGCGGAGCAGUUGCGAUCUUUGCUGCUGGUGCUCAUGGGAAGAGAUGACGUCAUCUCAGAGAACAAGUUCUCACAUUUCUACCAUGAAGUUCUCGGAACGGGCAAGGAAAUCACCACAGGUUCGGACGUCUUCGCCUACAUGACGUCAGGAGAGGGGGAGUCUCAGUUAACACGUAAAGACGUCAACUCUAUGUCUGCCCAAGUCCUGCUGGAAGUCGCCACUGCCUUCAACGAGGGUUACAUCAAUAGAAAGAAGGCCAGGGAAGCUCAGGCGAAGAUGCCACGGACCAAGAUACACAGGGGCCUGAAGGAGGAAUUUUAAUCUCGGUAUUAGGUAGACUAACACUCGUAUUUGUAAAGUGACCAAACAGAUUUCAUCCUUAGUUUUAGAUAAGUAACACCCAUCCUUAGAUCGCAAAGUGACAAAAUUUUUCGGAAGCGUAGCUUACGGUAGUAAGAAAAAUUAAUAUCCCAUUCUUUAGAACGUGUUAGUUUCUAAAGACUGGCGUCAUCAGUCUCUUUGCCACUAUCAUUGUUGCCAUUUGGAUCAUAGUUAGGCUCUCUCUCUCUUUCUUUCUCUCAUUCUCUCUCUCUCUCUCUCUCUCUCU
This is a messenger RNA of Aplysia californica (California sea hare), 925 nucleotides long. RefSeq lists its product as uncharacterized. NCBI's taxonomy places the organism in Eukaryota, Metazoa, Mollusca, Gastropoda, Aplysiida, Aplysiidae. The record is from RefSeq and is a predicted model, not a curated record. Gene Ontology annotation, molecular function: 2-oxoglutarate-dependent dioxygenase activity.